Sordaria macrospora k-hell is the source of this 2874-nucleotide messenger RNA. RefSeq lists its product as uncharacterized. The record is from RefSeq and is a predicted model, not a curated record. Lineage: Eukaryota; Fungi; Ascomycota; Sordariomycetes; Sordariales; Sordariaceae. Gene Ontology annotation, molecular function: N-acetylglucosamine-6-phosphate deacetylase activity. Gene Ontology annotation, biological process: N-acetylglucosamine catabolic process.
AUGGACGAAAAGGGCGGCGGACUGCCCCCAUACAGCGCCAUAGCGCCUCCCCCUCCGGCAUGGAAGAGGAAGAAGAUGCGCCGGUCCAGAGGCCUCAAGUUCCUCGCGGUCGCCUGCAUGGGCUUCAUCGCCUAUGCCCAGUGGAAACAGCUUCCCUCACGCUCUGAGCCCGUCAACGGCAACGUCACGGUCCACGGCUUGUCGGUGCAACGCUUGCACGACGACCUCGCCACCUGCUCCAAGCUGCGCCAGAAGCCCCAGGACCCCAUCGGCGAGGGUCGCGAGAAGAAUGCCCGCUACAUCGACGGCCAUGCCCCUACCCUCAUCAAGAACGCCACGGUCUGGGUUGGAGAGCCGGCCAAGGGCACCUCUGCUGCCGAUGCGCGCAAGGGUAAAGGCUACAGCUGGAUCAAGGCCGACGUCUACCUCGAGUAUGGCCUCAUCAAGAAGGUCCAGUCCGACAUUUCCGCCUCCAGCCUGCCCAAGGGCACUCAUGUCUUUGACGCCAAGGGCCGUCCCCUUACCGCCGGCAUCAUCGACAUGCACAGCCAUGCCGGCGUAGACUCGUUGCCUAGCCUUGACGGAAACGAAGAUACCAAUGAACUCUCGGCGGAUAUCACCCCCUUUGUCCGCUCCAUCGACGGCAUCCAGCCCGAUGACCACCAGAUCCAGGUUAUCAAGUCCGGCGGUGUUACCACCAGCUUGAUUCUGCCCGGUUCGGGCAACAACAUGGGCGGUGAAGCUUAUGCUAUCAAGCUGGCUGUCGGCAAGCCCGAUGGUCGCAACGAGACCAGUGCCGCCGACAUGCUGGCUGAUCCCGAACGCAACUGGAGGUUCAUGAAGAUGGCCUGCGGUGAGAAUGCUAAGCGCGUUUACGGCAGAGUCGGAACCCAGGGCCCUACCAGCCGUAUGGGCGAGAGCUGGGAGUUUCGUCACGCCUUUGAGCAGGCAAGCAAGUUGGUGCGCGACCAGGAUGACUGGUGUGAUGCCGCCGCUGCAGUCGGCGUGGAGAACGUGAAGGGAUAUCUUCCCCAGGAACUGAAGUGGGAGUCGCUCGGCGCCUUGUUGCGCGGUCAGAUUCACCUCAACACUCACUGCUACACCAUUCCCGAUCUCGAGGCUUUCGUCGAUCACACCAACGAGUUCAAGUUCAAGGUCCGGGCCUUCCAUCAUGCCCAUCAGACCUAUUUGGUACCAGAGAUUCUCAAGCGCGCCUAUGGUGGUGACCCUCCUGCCUCUGCCAUCUUUGCCGACAACAUGUACUACAAGGCCGAGUCCUACGUCGGUUCCGAGUUUGCUGGAAUGUACCUUUGGGAUAACGGCUUGACGCCCAUCUAUGUUAGCGACAACCCGGUUCUCAACGCUCAGCACGUUCUGUUUGAGGCCGCCAAGGGCCACAAGUAUGGCUUGCCCUACCACGCUGCCCUCGCAUCCGUGACUACCGCUCCGGCUGAGCGUCUUGGCUUUGGUGACAGACUGGGCAAGAUCAAGCCUGGAUUUGAUGCCGAUGUCGUUGUCUGGGACAGUGAUCCUCUCGAGGUCGGCGCCACUCCUGUGCAGGUGUGGAUUGACGGUACUGCCCAGUACGAGGACCCCAUCGAGCUGAACAAGCCGGUUCCCAAGUUGAUCUUCCCCGACGAGAGCGCCGCUACCGUUGUUGAGGAACCUGUCGAGAUGAACUCGGUUGUCUUCACUGGUAUCACCAAGGUUCUUGCCGACGUUGAGGUCAAGGGUGGAAGCAAUGACAAGUCCUACAGCGCCGUCAUCCGCAACGGCAAGGUUACCUGCAUCGGUGUCUGUACUGAUGAGGUGCGCAUGGCUACUACCUCCAAGGUCCCCGUCAUUGCGCUCAAGGACGGUCACUUCACCGGUUCCUUCACGGCCCUUGGCUCCCAGAUCGGCCUAAACGCCAUCGACGCUGAAGACUCCACCGACAACGGCGACAACGUCAACGUCUUCACCCGCGCCGAGGACGCUCUCACUCUCGACACCAAGAAGCUGCACGCCGCCUACAAGUACGGUGUCACCAAGGCCAUCACCGCGCCCAAGUUCACCGGCGGCAAGACCCACCACGGCACGAGCGUCGGCUUCCUCACCGGUGCCACCAACUCUCUCGCCAAAGGCACCAUCUUCGCCAGCGACGUCGCCGUCCACUACAGUCUAGACCCCGACGCCAAAGAAGCCGAGGGCAUCCCCUCCCUGUCCGCUGCCGUCGGCGCCCUCCGCCGCAAACUUCUUCAGGCGGCCACCAAGCUCAAGAAGAAGGAAGACAUCGAGCCCGCCGACAUCUACGCCGAGUCCACCUUCCUCCAAAAGGUCGUCAACGGCUCCCUCCCCCUCGUCCUCACCAUCCACAACGCCGACAUCAUCGCCGCCGCCCUCCGGGUCAAGAAGGACGUCGAGGCCGUCACCGGCACUAAGAUCCACCUCGCCAUCUUCGGCGGCGCCGAAUCCCACCUCGUAGCCGACGACCUCGCUGCCGCGAACGUCGGCGUCGUCCUCGCUCCUCUCCAAAGCUACGCCACAUCAUGGGACCAGCGCCGCGCUCUCUCCGGUGCGCCGCUCACCAACGGCACGGCUAUCGACGUGCUUCUCGACGCUGGCGUCACCACGGCUAUUGGUCUCGAGGAGGACUGGCUGGUUAGAGACCUCGGAUUGCUGGCCGGCAUUGCGUAUGCGAAUGGAGGCGGCAAGUUGAGCGAGAAGAGCGCGUUGGGACUGGUUAGUGGGAAUGUGUAUAAGAUUUUGGGAGCGAAGGAGCCGAAGGUGGAGGAAGGACACUUUUUGGUGUAUGAGGGUAGUCCGUUGAGGAUUAAUGGACGGGUUAAGGCGGUGGCGGGGGGUUGGGGUUUGUUAGUGUUUUUUGAGGAGUGA